AUGAGAGCUGCCGAUGCUCUUCUUUGUCUUUGCUUAUUAUCCGUUGGAUUUACUGCUCCGACAUCUUUCCACAAUGAAAAGCUCGCAGUAAUUCACGACCAUUCCUCGCUACCUAUCCCGGCCAACGUCGAUGGCCGUCUUGAUCAUCACGAGCCCGCUGCCCUCGAAUUAAGAUCAGAAUCUCGAUGCAACAUCUAUGCUGACGCAAAUGAGCUGCUAGAUGAUGUUGAGCGAACGCCGAACCUUCGGGACACCUGCUUUCGUCAUCGUCUUACUGCCUUCGCCAAGACAGUCAUUCUCGUCACAGGCGAGAUCGGUCUCGCAUUCUUUGGCCUUGUGGCAUUUCUAGUGACCGUGACAUAUCUGUGGCCUGAUAGGCAAGUAUAUUGCUCGGUCUCCGAUAUUACCACAGCUAAUCGAGUCAGUAGGAUCAAGCGUGCCACCGCCUUAGAUUUACACACCGUUCACAGUAUGAUUCCUCGCUCAGAGAGCAGGGAUAAAACAAUUGAGAAGGCCAUUUGA
Clonostachys byssicola is the source of this 522-nucleotide messenger RNA. NCBI's taxonomy places the organism in Eukaryota, Fungi, Ascomycota, Sordariomycetes, Hypocreales, Bionectriaceae. The record is from the annotation of a GenBank genome assembly.